UGUACAAACAAUUUUCAGAGAAAUAUGAUUGAGAAAAAAUACCUAGCUCUUUUAUCUUUUGCUUUUUUCACCAUUUGGAAUUUGAUUUUCCAAAUGGAGGUAACUGUGUCUAGGAAAAGCCUAAAAAUCUUGGAGCACUAUAAUUUUAAUUGCCUAGUGAAUCAAGCUGAAGGUUGUUUGCUGGGCACUGAAACCUUGUACUGUACUGCACCACGUGGACAACUCAUCUGCAGACCUAGAACCAGAUCUGUUCUGAAGACUAAUUGCAAUGGUAGAUUAGGAAAUGUAAUGAUGGCAUAUGCUACUCUACUGGUACGUAGAACAAUGAAUUAGAAUUACAAAG
Messenger RNA from Eurytemora carolleeae, 343 nucleotides. RefSeq lists its product as uncharacterized. Lineage: Eukaryota; Metazoa; Arthropoda; Copepoda; Calanoida; Temoridae. The transcript has 5 exons. The coding region runs from base 25 to 333 and encodes 102 amino acids. The record is from RefSeq and is a predicted model, not a curated record.